AUGAGUGAAACAUCUUGUUAUAUACUCGACAAUGGAGCCUAUACAGCCAAAAUCGGUUUCUCCACAAUGGAACCGAAAAUAGUACCUAAUUGUAUUAUGAAAGCCAAAUCUGAAAGACGUCGUCCCUUCAUCGGAUCGCAGAUAGAAGAGUGCCGUGAUGCGUCCGGCUUAUUCUAUAUUUUACCCUUUCAAAAGGGAUUCCUUAUUAAUUGGGACACCCAAAAAACUCUCUGGGACUUCAUGUUCAGCAAGGAAUGUUGUCCAGUCAAUUUUAGCGAAACUCCUUUGAUUAUAACUGAACCCAUUUAUAAUUUUUCUUCUAUACAAGAAGCUAUGACGGAAAUAUUCUUCGAAGAAUAUGAAUGCCAGACGUUAUUACGAGUAAACGCGACUGAUUUAGCCGAAUAUAACUAUAGGAAAACACAUAAUAAUGAAUGUACUGUAGUUGUUGACUCAGGAUAUAGUUAUACAUACAUAGUGCCUUACAUUAAAGGUAAGAAAUACAAGCCAGGAAUAAGAAGAAUAGAUGUUGGCGGGAAAGUGCUGACGAAUCAUUUAAAAGAGGUUCUAUCAUAUCGACAGUUGAAUGUGAUGGAAGAGAGCUAUGUUAUAAACCAGGCUAAAGAGGAUUCGUGUUUUGUUUCACAAGAUUUCAUGGCAGAUAUGGAAAUUGCAAGAAAGAAAGCACCAGAAAAUACUAUAGUCAAAGAUUACGUUCUACCAGAUUACACAACAAUACGAAGAGGUUACCUCAGAGACAUAGUCAAACCAGAUGAGGACUUAGAACAGCAGACUUUACGCUUAAAUAAUGAACGAUUUGCCAUACCUGAACUUUUAUUCCGCCCAUCUGACGUUGGUAUACCGCAAAUGGGAAUACCAGAAGCAAUAAUGCACUCAAUUGAGGAAUGUCCAGAAGCAAACAAAGAGAACUUAUUAGAAAAUAUAGUUUUGUAUGGUGGCAAUACUCUCUUUCCCGGAUUUCGUGACAGAGUUUACAAUGAAGUCAGAGCCUUUGCGUUGGAUCAUUUCGACGUUAAUGUUACUUUAGCAGAGAAUCCAAUAACGUAUGCUUGGGAAGGGGGUAAACUAAUGUUCAGGGAUCCCGAUUUUUACUCAUUUUGUAUGACUAGGGAAGAAUACGAAGAGGAAGGGAAGGCACUAGCAUUUGAAAGAUUCGAUAUAUAACGGCGUAAACGAGCAAGGAAGUCUUCGGAGUAGAUGCCUUGCUCGUUAAAUAUUUGUCGGGAUUAUUGAGUAGGUUAUAUCUGAUAGUCCAGUCAGAGAUAAAAAUAGAAAAUUGUUCUAUUUUCUGUAAUUAAAA
Molecule: messenger RNA, 1321 nt
Organism: Melitaea cinxia (Glanville fritillary)
Lineage: Eukaryota; Metazoa; Arthropoda; Insecta; Lepidoptera; Nymphalidae
Gene: Arp6
Product: actin-related protein 6
Exons: 2
Coding region: 1-1185 (394 amino acids)
Cellular component (GO): Swr1 complex
Molecular function (GO): nucleosome binding
Source: RefSeq, a predicted model, not a curated record